This is a messenger RNA of Pan troglodytes (chimpanzee), 288 nucleotides long. It is a transcript of the gene DEFB132, whose product is annotated as defensin beta 132. The record is from RefSeq and is marked provisional. The coding region runs from base 1 to 288 and encodes 95 amino acids. Lineage: Eukaryota; Metazoa; Chordata; Mammalia; Primates; Hominidae. The transcript has 2 exons. Gene Ontology annotation, biological process: innate immune response. Gene Ontology annotation, cellular component: extracellular region.
AUGAACUUCCUGCUCCUGGUCUUGGCAGCCCUCGGAUUCCUGACCCAGGUGAUCCCAGCCAGUGCAGGUGGGUCAAAAUGUGUGAGUAACACCCCAGGAUACUGCAGGACAUAUUGCCACUGGGGGGAGACAGCAUUGUUCAUGUGCAACGCUUCCAGAAAAUGCUGCGUCAGCUACUCCUUCCUGCCGAAGCCUGACCUACCACGGCUCAUCGGUAACCAUUGGCAAUCAAGGAGAAGAAACACACAAAGGAAAGACAAGAAGCAACAAACGACCGUAACAUCAUAA